Messenger RNA from Toxorhynchites rutilus septentrionalis, 14818 nucleotides. RefSeq names its product diacylglycerol kinase theta. Lineage: Eukaryota; Metazoa; Arthropoda; Insecta; Diptera; Culicidae. The record is from RefSeq and is a predicted model, not a curated record. Gene Ontology annotation, molecular function: ATP-dependent diacylglycerol kinase activity. Bases 586 to 4521 code for a protein of 1311 amino acids. The transcript has 16 exons. Gene Ontology annotation, biological process: lipid phosphorylation; intracellular signal transduction; diacylglycerol metabolic process.
GUGGUGACUCUGAUAAAGAAGAAGUAGAACACCCGUGAAAAGGUGUGUUGUGCGAGGAACUUCCCUACACACAACCGAAGAAUUGGACCCAAGUAAACUGGUUUUCAUAUAUUAUUUGACAUUUAAUUGUGUUUUAAGUUCCACCCGUUGUGCAAACCAUAAAGAAAAGAAACGAAUCGUCGCUUUUUUCCAACGGUUGUCCGCGAAUGUUCUAAAAACGGAAUAUUUUUUUUUCGGAAAAGGUGAGGACAGAAAGUAAAAAGAGACACACAUUAAGAGAGGAAAAAAUCCAAGGGAAAAGAACUUCUGUGAAAGAGAGACUGUGCCAUUGGAUAGUAUGGUAAGGCGACCAGUCGCGGAAUAGGAUCAGGAGUAACGCCAACCCAAAUUUUCCAAGGAUGACGGAUUAAGAAGCUUAGCAAGGAAAUAAAACAGAGCAGGCAAGUGAUACCAUGGAUGAUGAAGCCGUUACGACGAGUCAUCCGCACUUGGCCGGAGUAGCGUGAGUCUCGACCAGCGCCGGCGGAUCCGUGUGGAGGCAGAGCACCACAACAUCAUCAGCAUCACAUUGUAUCGCAAAACAAAAUGGCGGGUGGUGAGCAUUCGUUUGGAAGAAAGACAUUUCACAAGCCAACCUAUUGCCAUCACUGCUCGGAUCUGCUGUGGGGACUAAUCGGACAAGGAUACAUCUGUGAAGUCUGCAACUUUAUCGUACACGAAAAAUGCGUGACGAAUGUGAUAACACCUUGCCUGGGUGUUGCACCGUAUCUGAUCCGAAAUCCGGUCGCACACUGCUGGUCCGAGCCGUCGCAACAUAAACGGAAGUUCUGCUCGGUCUGCCGCAAACGUUUGGAUGAAACACCCGCCGUUCAUUGUUUAAUUUGCGAGUACUUUGCCCAUGUCGAGUGCCAGGAUUUUGCGAUCCCCGACUGCAAGGAAAAUGCCACGUACGUGCCGGGCAAGGAACUGGGCCACGUCAAACACCAGCACCACUGGCGCGAAGGCAACCUUCCGCAAUCAUCGAAGUGUGCGUACUGCAAGAAGGCAUGCUGGUCCUACGAAUGCCUUACCGGUUAUCGCUGUGAAUGGUGCGGCACAACGACGCACGGUGGCUGCCGAAAUAACAUCUCGUCGGAGUGUACCUUUGGGACGCUGCAACCGAUCUAUUUGCCCCCGCAUGCUGUCUCCAUACCGCGAACUGAAGUGCCAAUGGAAGCAAUUAUCGGAGUCCAAAACAAGAACAGGGGAACGCCGGGAAUGCAGAGGGAUUACUCGUGUCCGGAACUGUGGGCCCUCGGACAGGAAUACUUCGAACCGAGUGCCGCCAGUGUGCCAUCGAACGGAGAUGAAGAGGAGGAGCACCAGAUGGGGAUGAGCUGCAACAGUCGCUACCACAAGCUACCCGUGUUCACCUUCUACGACGAUUGCGAUGCCGACAGUGGGUCGAGCCAGCGUUUAUUCCCCAGCGAUAACGAUUUGCUGCUGCGAGCGAUGGAUUACAGCACCUUUCACGGUAAGCAACAGCAUCAUCAUCAGUUCAAGUCGCUGCCCACGAGGAAUCUUAUCCAUCCGGCGAUGCGGAGGACCCAGCUAGUACCCAAGGAUACGGUCAUGCGGAGCAAAUCGUUUCAGGACCAGAGCGAUAGUAUUCCAAAGCGGUUGAAAAUGAUCCCGAAGGCGAGAUUUUUCCUCCGAGCCAAGGACCGGCCCAAGAAGCGUUCGCCACUCUGUAGCAACAACAAUCACGACUCGAAUGCAUCCUCCCUGUGCCCCUCGACGGUGUUCUUGAUGCUGAAAACCAGUUCACCGCUGACGUCAGAGUCAGCUUCUGUGACGGCAUCCGCGAUAACGUUUAAAUCGGAUGACGACGGCGGCGGCGGCGGGGGAACAAAUGGAAGUGGGGAUGCUUGUUGGUAUGAUACCACCAUCGCCAAUGGCCAACAGGAAGCGCCACCAUCCUCGGCGGAGAGGGAAGUGGUCGUCAGUGGUCAGAGUGUUGCUAGUUCACCACUGCCGGAUCUAAGGAGAGACGGAGCGCGACGGGUACUGUCCUACAGUGACGUAAGCAAUUUUGUGUUCAUCGAUGAGGAUAUUGCUGCGAUGGAUCAUCGGAAAGAAGUCAGUGGUGACGUAAUGCCUCCGUGUAGUGAUGAAGAAUUCUUACCUGGCGGCGGUGGAAGGGGCGCAGUAGCGCCGAUUGAUGAAACCGGCAACAGUAAUAAAUUAAAUGUUCAAAAUCCUGCUUCUAAGAUUAUGGCAGCAGGAUCAGGAGGAGACGAUAAGGAAAAUCGACGGAGUCAUUUGUUGGGUAGAAUUUAUCGUCGAAUGCGAAAAUGCUCGAUGGGAUGGAGCAAGACGGGAUGCAGAGCGUCAAGAGCUCGCAGCAUCUCGGAGGAGAUAAGUGAUAACGCACGCUGCGACGACGUACCGAAGGCAGAGAGCAGUUCUGGCACUCACUCGAAACCCGAUUCUGCGCACAAGAGCGACAAAGAUAAAGAUAAGAAAGAUAAGGAAAAGGAAGAACGUGAUGAAGAAACAAUCAAAGUAUUCGACGGCAACUGUUCAUAUCGAAGAAGAAUAUUUAGAGCCAUCACCGUACCUAGAACAUGCUCGUUAGAACAAUUACUGACCACCGCCUUGAGGGCCUUUCAUAUAGCCAGGGAUUCCAAUCUAUUUUUUCUUACCGAUCUUUACGGCGAGGAAGUAAGACUACAGGACCCAACGCCGGUCCUGAAUCUGCAUCGAGUGGAAGGAAAACGGCCUGCAAUUUACUUGCGAUUUCGCGACCGGGAGAACGACCACGGCUUCGUGAGGGUCUACCCGGGCAAGUUGCAGGUGGAGAACGCUUACGUGAACAUCCCGGUGGAUAACGACACCACGGUGAAGGAUCUCAUCGGCGAAUCGUUGAAGAAGUUUGGCCUCCAGAGACACCAAAUCGAGGACUACCGCUGCUCGGAGAUCUUGCUCGAUCGGGGCGUCACCGAGCGAGUGCUGUCGUGGAACGAGCGCCCCUGGGAGAUCAUGAAGCAGCUGGGCAAGGACUCGAUACGCCAGAUGGAGAUGAUGCGCUUCUAUCUGCAGCUCAAGCAGGACCCGCACGGGCCCAACCUGGCGCUGUUCGUGGGCAAUCUACCUCCGGGUCUGUCGCAGCGGAACUACGAACACAUCCUGACUGAAUUUCUAGGUUUCGAGAACAAGUUUAGCAGCAUCGGUCCGAUCUACUACGAGUAUGGAUCGCUAGUGAUAACCUACGAAAACGCAUCCAAAGCUGUUCGGGCAUUCCAAGCCUUGCGAGAAUCCAAGUACGAGGAAAAACAUCUGCUAGUACUGCUGUUGCCGAACAUCGAACCCAGUAUGGUCCCGCAGGGAGUCCAGCCGCUGCUAGUGUUCGUUAACGUCAAGUCCGGCGGAUGCCAGGGUUUAGAGCUUAUUAGUAGUUUUCGUAAAUUAUUGAAUCCAUAUCAAGUAUUUGAUCUGGAUAAUGGUGGACCACUGCCUGGACUGUACGUAUUCAGACACAUUCAGGAUUACAAAAUUUUAGUUUGUGGAGGUGACGGAACAAUCGGCUGGGUACUUCAAUGCUUGGACAACGUUGGUCAGGAUUCUGAAUGUUCUAGUCCACCGUGUGCAAUCGUUCCUCUGGGCACUGGAAACGAUUUGGCUCGAGUGCUACGGUGGGGCGCAGGCUACACCGGGGGCGAGGAUCCGCUUAAUUUGCUUCGCGACGUAAUCGACGCGGAGGAAAUUCGGUUGGAUCGCUGGACAGUGGUAUUCCAUCCCGAGGACAAGCCGGAGGAUGCUGCCCCGAAACCACCGACCAACUCAGCGGUCGUCGGAGCGAGCCAGAGUGAGGACAACUCGCAAAUUUUCGUGAUGAACAAUUACUUCGGUAUUGGCAUUGAUGCCGAUCUGUGUCUGGACUUCCACAAUGCACGGGAGGAGAACCCGAACAAGUUCAACUCCCGGCUGCACAACAAGGGCGUGUACGUGAAGAUGGGCCUACGCAAGAUGGUGGGCCGGAAGAUGGUCAAGGAGCUGCACAAAGAGUUACGACUCGAGGUCGACGGAAGGGUGGUCGAUCUGCCACCCGUCGAGGGCAUCAUCAUUCUGAACAUCUUGAGUUGGGGAUCCGGUGCCAAUCCGUGGGGACCUGAAAAGGAGGAUCAGUUCAGCAAACCUAAUCACUGGGAUGGAAUGCUGGAAGUUGUUGGAGUGACUGGAGUGGUUCAUCUCGGACAGAUACAGUCCGGUCUGCGAUCCGCAAUGCGAAUAGCCCAGGGUGGUCACAUUAAGAUCCAUCUGCACUCGGAUAUACCGGUGCAAGUCGACGGGGAGCCAUGGGUACAGAGUCCAGGGGAUGUGGUCGUCUUAAAAUCUGCUCUGAAGGCCACGAUGCUGAAGAAGAUUAAGAGCAAACGAAGACUCACUGAGCCCCAUAUCUCGACAGCUGUAGCGGGAUUCUCGCAAGGGGGUCCGCCAGAAAAUGGGGACCGCGAUAAAGAUGCCCUGAGCGGAGCAUAGAGUACCCGUCCGUCCGGUCCUAGUUUUCUGUUUUCCUGUUUUCUGUAACGGCGUUAAUCACCAAAGUCCAGGGUUAACCAGUGACACACAGCAUUCAAAAGCAACAGUCGAAGAAAGAAAAAAGAAACUACCUAGAUAUUGUUUUGUUGUUGCACCGUACAAAUGGAAUAAGUUUGAGAAUUGUUUGGAUAUCUUAAGUAGGGAACAAACGAAGUAAACCGGAACUUGUUUUGAGCUUCACCCCAAGAAGAUUACAACAAAAUCAGUGAAACAAAACCACAGUCCUGACACAGUUUCGAAACAGGCAGCAGAAAAGAUUAAACGAUUCAUGCAAUCUACUACCCCCGUUACUUUCGCAAUCAUAUCUCUUGCAUUUGCUCCGAUCGUUACUGUCCAAAUAUUCCCGCCUCGAAUGAACAAGACUCACUCAAUACCAAUCCGACUUCAAAAAAAUCUCGAACUAAGUGCACUACACUUUCUAGUACUACUGACCAAUAAAACGUCCAACUUACACUUGCAAUCCCUUUUAAAGUAUUCACACAUACACCAAGACAUGUAUUCACCCACAUACACCAAGACAUGCUACCUCGAUCUGUCGAAGCUACUAUUCGAACUCCACCUUCUUUCAAAUGAACAAUUUUUUGUUGCGAAAAAAAACUAUCAACCGAAUGUGCGAAGGGAGUUUGGAUUUCGAAUAGUCGCAUCACAAAAAAAUGUUCUCUCUCGUGUUUAUGUACUAUUUUUACAACAAUUACUACCACUUUUACUCAUAUACAUAGUUACCUAUAUAAAAAAUCUAUAUAUUAACAUAUUUGCUAUUUUGUUAUUUCGUAUUUUACAAAGUUCAUAGUCCACAAAACGCCUUUCUUGAGAAUUCGACUUUACCUAUCGUGUUGCAGUUCUUUGUUAAAAAAAAAAAACUAUAUAACCUCUCACUCGCUCUUUCACUCCUUUAUCAGUCACACGUAUAUAUUCGCAAUUUCAACAAGUCAAUAGCCUUAGGAGUAAAUCACUAGAAUUGGGCUAGAGCAAACUGUGCAGCGUGCAAUGUUGCUGGAGUAAACAACUCGGCUCCGGAUCAAUGCUGUAAUUCGUCCUUCCGAGCUUUCCUAGUUAUCUGCGUCCGAUUGAAGAUGAGGUUUUCUCAUUUCUGGUAGUCUGCUGUUUGCCUUUGGUGAUACGCAUUUAUUAGAUCAAUGUAGCAAGUUCAUGGAGACGACACUGGAGAAGAGGUGACAGUUCGUGAAUGGUAAAUGAUUAUGCAGCAAUUGCCUCAAGCAUGGACAUUGGAUGCAAAGCUGCAAUUCGAGAUUCAGCUACCGUGAUUGUGAAAAGAAUCAAAACUCGCUGAGUCGUCCCGGAUUUUCUAUGAGAAGUAUCAGUACCGGAAACAACGAUAAACCGGCUUUGUUCCGAGUCCCAGUAGUGGAUUAUUAUCUCUGCCUCUGGAAAAAAAGCGUGUGGCAUCUGACCACAUCAUCCACAGGAAAUGGAAACGGUCUCGAGAACUGGAUUCAAGGACUCAACUGGUCCAACCAUUUCAAUCGCUGUACUCUUCUUGUAUUAUAUGGCAUUCUGACAGACCCAGCCCAUCGCACUUGUCCUUCUGGGUGUUGGGUAAUUGGCAGUGCGUUGUUUCGCCUUUCAUUAGAAUAACCUAGCAGCAGCAGUUGUCCAGCGGUUACAAACUUCCUGCCCUGUGCAAAUAUAUUUGCUGACAAAAUUUCGCUAAAUAUUCAGCGGGAUUUUGGUCCGGACUACGUUGUGGCCAAUCUACAACAGCAAUGAUAUAAUCCUUUGGAAUGUUUUUCGUGUUAUUUGAUGCAUGAAAAAUAACAUUUUUGUCCAUAGGCAAUUCACAGUACUUCUCGGAAUGCGCCUUUGUUUUUUUUAUCCCAUUUAUUUAUUUAUUUAGGCUCAUUAGCAUUUUAACUCUAACAGAACCGUGGUUUAAUCUUGUACACGUUACAUGUUUAUGCUUUCUAUAAAUUGUAAAUUACGCAGAAGCCAUGUUUAGGAGUUAGAGUAUUCCUUCCGUUCUUCCAUUGUUCAGCAGACCGGACAACGGAGACAGUUGAUAUGAUCAUUGUUGUAUUAUUAUAACGAUCUUCUCUUUCUUGUUGCAAGCACAGCUUCCUCAAUAGCAGAGCUUGCAUGAUGCUUGUUUCGUAGACAUAGUUAUUCUAUAACAACACAAAGAUGGUCAAUUGAGGGCCCUGAGUUUUAAACUCACGAUCGCGCAACCGCAACCAAUGUGGCUACGAAGACCCCCUCCAAUCUCGUUGGUAUGAAGCCUAUUGGUUUUUUUUCACAACUUCACUGACCCUUCCUCAAACCAUUACGGCCUCUUCCUCGAAGUUGCAAGUUUGUAGGUUUUUUUUUUCCGUUUACCUGCAAACAAUCGCCAAAAACGUCACGUUCAGGUUAUUCUUUUUUUCAUCGCUGAAGAACACUCCGAACCACUCUUUCUCACAGCAUUGGAUUUUCUAGGCGUUCGAUCUGUCUUUUGUCCCUAUCUGUUAAGUACGGAAGCCUUCCAUCACGCUUCUUUGUGGCGUAUUGAACACCCAAUCGGAUAUAGUUUGUAAUUUGUCACACUACGGUAAUAUAAAACGGGCUUUACAACAUCAUUAAUGAUGUCAUUCCGAGGUAACCAUUUGAACAACUAAAAAUUCAGUUGACUGUAGUGUUUACCAUGAAUCUUGCUUGUGUUUCCGCAUGACCGAUUCCGCUAACUGGUAUAUUAUUCGUGCGUCUCUGUGGGCCGAGUAUCUGACAUAAUUGUUCGUUUACGAUCCAAUGUCAAGUAAUCCUCGUGCGAACUGAUUUCCUCCAUAUUGGUCCCGUAUAGCCAGAACGCCCAUUUGAAGAAAUACGUUUGUCAUUUUGUCUUGGUUUGUACUCACGUUGUAUGCUUCAACCGCUCCUUGAUCACCGUUUUCUCUUUCAUAAAUAUGGGACUCUACCUCGUUGGUCAUUCAAUUCGUUGCUACCGUCCUGUUGUUCUGAUUAUUCUCCGACUUGCCAACCGGUUUAUCGUUGUUUCCGAUACUGAUACUACUCAUAGAAAAUCCAGGACGAAUCAGCGACUUAUGAUUCUUUUCGCAUUCACGGCAGCUGAAUCUCGAAUUGCAGCUUCGCACCCAAUGUCCAGACUUGAGGCAAUUGCUGCAACCUCUUCUCCAGUGUCGUCUUCUUGAACUUCCUGCAUUGACCUAAUAAAUGCGAAUCGUCAUAGGUAAACAACAGACUGACCCACCACUAUCAAUGUCGGUAGCGGAUUGAACUACGACUUUCUGUCGCCCAACGUCAACUUUUAGUGACCGGUUUUCUUUCAACUCGACGUUCAAUGAUAUUGCCUCCGAAACUCUUGUACGUUUCUCCGAAAAGUUCACGCAAACCGUGGAGCUCGUGUCCUUAGUUGAUGCUGCAUAAUCCUCCCAUAAUUGGAGUGUCUUUAUGUCCAAUAUGGAACACAUCCAGUGCACUUCCAUGACACCCCAAUGUUCGGUCAUCCCUCCUCAUUGUUUAAACAUUUUUAACCGUUGUUGAAACUCGUCGAUAAGAUUAUAAAGUGCUGAUGACGACUCCCGCUCAACCUUUAGGUACUUUGGGAGAGAUGCUCAUCAGGAUACCUUGUACCGUUGAGACAGUGAGUUAUCGCCCUUCCUGCAGCGUUCUCCGCGCUCUCUUCACUGCACAUUAUUUGUGUCACAUUGCUCGUGUCGAUAUCUAUAUAAGAUGCGAGCAUUCCACGCCGUUCUUCAUUGAAUCGAUGCCAUACGAACACUACGCGGUCAAGUGUUUCCACUAUAUAUGUACACUGCGAGCGAAUAAACAUGUCUAUAUCUGAAGAUAUUCUCGAGAGCAACCGAGACCUGACAGAAAUUGCGUCAGGUUGAAGUUAACUUCUCCAUGACAUCUGUCAACCAAGUUGGCGAAGUCUGUGAUUAGCAUAUGGGUUCUACCAUUCUUCAGAAUGCAAUGCGGUGAUGAUAUGUAACAAAUUGAGCUCUCACUCCUUGUAUGCACAUGCGCUCUGGCGAAUGAGCAUGCUCCGAAACACAGAUCAAAUGUUUGUUGUCGGCUCCUUUUUUGCGCCGUGUUUCUAUACCCGUUUCACAUCGCACUUGAAUCUGGUUUGCUUUCUCUGUUGAGUUAUUUUUCUUCACAAAAGCCAACCGUAUGCAUUGGAGGCGCGCUGUUGUUUUUAUGCUUUACUUACAAUGAGCGAAGACAAAUCGGGCGCUAGAAUUUGAUGUGUGUGUAUAAAACGAGGCGCGCAUCACACAAGUAAGAAGCAAUGUUGAACAUCUGAAUUCUGCACGCUGAAUUGUGUGCGCUGAUGAAAAUUAAACUCAGGUACAGCGCAGCGCAGUGUUUUCUGAAGACUGGGUUUAACAACCUUUUGAAGUGUUGUUCCACUCUUGCUACCACUUCCUCAUCGAGUCACUACUUGCUCUUUUUCUCUGAUAUUUUGUCUCUUCGUAGAACACGUUGUCUGCCUUCAGUCAGAACAAUGUCGAUAGGAAUCAUUCCGGCUAUGACACAUACGGGGCUCCCAUAUACAGGGUGGGUCAUUUAAAGUGGAAGCAUCUGGCAACCCCAUAACUUUUGACAGAGAUGUCAGAUUAACAAAUGUCAUACCGCGUUGGAAGCGUCAUUUCAGUACAAUUUUAACCAUGGAACAAUACACACCUAAACAACGCGCUGAAAUUGUUCAGCUGUACAUUCAAAAUAACUUCUCAAUUGUGUUAACUAAACGUGCGUGGAAAAUAAAAAUAAAGUUAAAACAUCGCCUGGAGACAACACUAUACGUCGAUUAUAUGCCAAAUUUAUAUCGUCUGGUAGUGUUGGUAAUGCCAGUCAUCUGUCCAGACAACGACCAAGACGUUUCGACGAGAAUAUUGAUGCCGUUCGAGCCAGUGUUGCAGAGACUCCAUCGACAUCAGAUCGCCAUCGUUCGCAAGAGUUAGGCAUCGCUCGAACCACUCUCCGACGCAUAAUUCGUGUUUAUUUGAAAAUGUUUCCGUGUAAAAUUCAAAUGGCUCAAAUUAUUGCGCGAAAUGUUCCCCGGAAGAUUAAUAUCGAAAAACGGCGAUUAUGACUGGCCACCGAGAUCACCUGAUUUGACGCCUCCUGACUUUUUUUUAUGGGGAUGUUUAAAAUCCAAGGUAUACACUGGUAAACCAAAGACCCUGGCUGCGCUGAAAGACAAUAUCCGACAAGAAAUUGCUGCCAUAUCGGCCGAAACAUUGGGCAAAGUGAUGGAAAAUGCCGAAAAAAGGGCACAUUUUGCGGUCAAGGCCAGAGGCGGUCAUUUACGAGAUAUCAUAAUCAAAAAGUAGUUAGAACAAAUCUCCUUGGACCAAAAUAAAUUAACUUAAAAAAAAAAUUAAAAUUCCACUUCUUUACCUUGCUAUUGCAAAAACAAAUCCUUCCACUUUAAAUGGCCCACCCUGUAUAUUGUUCUGUAUGCGCUCGCUACUCUCAUGACCUUGGCUUUGUAGGUCGGUCCAGCACUGUUAGGUUUUGUUUGUUGUUGAUGGCUACCGCCCAAGCUGGACAAACGUAUCUUAGAAUCGAUAUGGUUACGCUAGCUAAGAGGUGUCUCUUACUACUACUGUUGGAUUAUUGCAUUAUUCGGUGUGAUUCUGGCAAUUGCCGUUAUGGCCUUUGACGCUUCCUCACAGGCGUAGUUGGCAUAGCUCCUGAACUUAGGUCCAUCGUCGAUAAAAUCCCACCCAGAAACUUGAGCUUACGCUUGCAAACAUUGCCGCUUGUUUAACACUUCAGCAGUUGCUGACCAGCACGAUUGACACUUUCCUCGUUCAAAUUGAAUAGGAUUUUUGAAAGGAAUUUGAUAGAAUAGGCACCUAUGUGCAACUAUAGGAUAUGUAGAAAAAUAAUAAAACUACAGCCAUAUCAUUAUAAUGUUUAUACUAUACUUUUUAUUAAUUUAUAGUGCGGAUGGUUUGUACUGCAGCUUUUUGCGAAACCCAUAUAAUAUGACUUUGGCGGUUCCCGGAAUAAAUCGCCACAGAAAACGACUGCAACAGAAACCACCGCUUAUAAAAUGUGUAGUAGGCUAUAAAUAUUGUGGCGCGGUAUUGUAUUUCAAAACAAGAAUUAACCGGGCAAACGUAUCGCCCCAGGCAAACGUAACGCCCCGGGCAGACGUAUACCGUCCGACGCUCGCUAGAGCUCGGUCGGACAUUGCUAAAGGAUCGUAUCCUAUGUUUCAAACUAACCGGGCAAUCAGUGGAUCCCAGGUUUGCGUGCGAGACACCGCCGCUUCCGACGGCGGGUCGGCGGUGGACUCGGAUUGCGUCAUCUUGGCGGCAUGGGCCGCCUCGAUUCCUUAUCCUCGCCAAAUGGGGACUUCGUCCCCAUUACAUUGUCCUCAGAAUAAAUUUCGAAAAACGAGAACAAGAGAAUAAAUUUAUAAUAGAAAUGUGAGGCACAUGAUGUUUUUCCCGCGCCAAAUAUUUCUAGCCUACUACACUUUUUCUAAGCGGUUGUUUCUGUUGCAGUUGUUUACUGUGGCGAUUUAUUCCGGUCACCGACUUUGGCAUGUGUUAUUGUUGUCAAUUCAUCUUCAAAUUAAAUAAAAUAUUGCUAGAUCAUGUAAAAGUUCUCCACAAACAAUGUUUGAUCUUCAUUUGAUAAAUUAUCCGCAAGUUGGGCUUCACAAAAAAACUCAGAAAAGUCGCUUUGGGCGACGAACGUGUUAAGUCUUGUGACGCGCUAUCUGCAGUUUUGCUCCAUGCAUCCAGUUUUCUACAAUUUUUAUUACGUGACCAGCAUUCCGACCUCCUAUCGUGUCUCGCCCGCCACUGCCUGAAAUGUCGUCCACAAACCCAACGGUGUUGAUUCCCUUCGGUAACCUCAGCGUUAGCGCUCCAUUAUAGUGCUGGGACACUUUCGGGACACCUGCUGUUACAUGAAACGACUUUUCUCCCUUUCCUGUGUUGUAGGGUAAAAUUCUGCUUCAAAGUGCACAUUUUGAGCAACGUCUUUGCAAUUUUGCACAAUUAUAGUAGAAGUGUGUAAUACGCACCCCCUAAGCGAGAAUGGAUUUAUCUUGACCGUGCUCUUAUAAUUUAAGAUAACAACUACGUCAGUACGUACAUUAGUUAUCCCUCAUUCAUCUGUAAUCGUUCUGUAUUUUAGAUAUUGAAUAACAAAAGCGCUACGAAUUAGGCGCUCAAAUUCUAAAUUUCCAAUCAUACGGUGUUAAAUGGCCCAGCAGAAGUAUAAUAUGCCCAUGAGUUGUUUCUCUCAGAGACUAUAAAGCUCAGAGAAACAGCUUGUAUGAACGAGAGAUUCCAUCAAUCUGUUCCCUUCAUGCCUACCAGCGAAGAGAAGAAACCGUUUCUCCGGUGAGCGUGUUCUCCCAGUAUUCGUGUAUUAAUUCUUCAGACCGCGCUCUUGUUUUCCUGCAUUCUCUGAGCACAUAAUAUAGAUGCCAAAUGUGAAGACAUGUUUUCGUUUUGAAGACAUUUUAUUUUGUGAAAACAUACUGAGGACAUUUCAAAGUAUGUGAAAACAAUUGUUUGUGUGAUUUAUCGAACAUGAUUUAGAAAUAUCGUGAUGGUUUGCUCAUUUUUGUUUAUUUUGAUUACAUUUGAAGACAUUUAUUCGUGCCAUGCAAAGAUUUUUGAAAAAAUCAUCACAUCCAAGCUAUUUCUCUCGUGAGAAUGUUAUCCGGCCGAAAGCGAGCAUAUUGCCCCGAUCGAGGGUAUGCCAUAUUGCCCGAUGGUAAGCUGAUGCAGAAAAUAUCAAAUUGAGAAGGAAGUGAAUCCUUUCUUACCAUUUUCUUCAUCUGAGAUGUUCAAUGGGAACUCGACUCAAUAAAUAUAACCCACAGUUAUCGCUUCUGAAUCGGUUUCAAGCAACAAAAACCUUAUAGAAAUGAUGUAGAAAAUUACAUCGAAAAUCGCUUCCAAAGAAAAUUAUUUUUCUUAUUUUUUUAAAGCAUAUUACAAAUGUAAAACUUGCAUGGUGGGAUUCUAUCAUUGACUAGCACGAAUAGAAAUGCAAUGGAUACAGGCCCGGUAGGCGCGUUUUAGACACAUCUCCUCUAAAUGUGUUUUCAACGGCAACUGUCACAACAUCACAGAAUCGAUUGCCGCGUCUUUUCGUUUCGACGCUUUUUUUUAUGACAUGCAGGAUAACAGCUUCCCACUCGGAACCCAAACUGUAACUUUGAGAGUCCAUGCUUGCUCUCUGUACACUUCGUCAGCCUAUUGAUGGUUAUUUUCUCCAGAAAUUUGCCAAGUGUGCCCAUAAGACUAAUUGACCUGUGUGAUUACGGCUUUCCUAUUGUUUUCCCUUGCUUCGGCAGCUGUAUAAGUUUCUGCCACUUCCAUAUAUCGGGGAAGUGACACUUUUGUAGAGUUACUCUGAACAUAUUCCUGUUCGCUAACAAUUCCUCAGUGGUCACUUUCUCGAAUUGUCUCUUUACCGUCUGGUGUACUUAAACAGAUUAUUCCUGAUUGGCACCUAUCUCGCUAUAGCUUUCAGUCUACUCCUUCAUCAAUAAGCAGUAGAUAAGCUUGAAGUGUAGUAUAAAAAAGGGGUAUACCGCAAUAGAUUAAAUAUAUUUCAACAUUCCCGGGCACUUUCGUGGGGGUCGAUGGGCCUCUGAUUUUUUGCCAUAACAACUCUAAGGCUUGAAAUAUCGAUGGAUGCUUUGAGGGCUUGUGCGAUCAUUGCGGAUAAUGCCUCCAAACAUUCGGGAUUAGCCAAGGCCAUUUUUGUUAGACGGAAAAAUGUGCUCUCGAUACGAUUAUAACCUCUCUUCCCGCGCGCGUGAGGUUUUCUCGACCAGUCCCACUUCCGACACCAAAUUAUUGCAUAUGCAUAAUUAUUGCUUACUUCCCUAAUCGUAAUAAUAACGCGGUUCGGAGUAAAAAAAAUCAACUUUUAUUGGAUACAGGUUUAUUUAUUUAUAUUUUUCUUUUAUUUUCAUUAUUUUCAUUAUUUCUGUUUUCAACUGACAGCUCGUGUACACUCCGGUUUGAAGUUGGAUAAGUGCAUACAUGAUAGGCCUUUUGGAAUUCGUUGAGGGUAGAGGCGACGCUGUUGGGACUUUUCCAAAACUGGAACUGUUUCCGAGCUCUUCGUCCAUUUGUACCUUUAUUUUUCCUCCAGGCUUAUACAUGUGAUUCUCUGAGUUUUUUGGACCCGUCGUUCGUCGGCGUUCACAUAGGUCAUCACAUCAAUGCUAGAUGGAGCAUCAUCUCGCUGUAGGUUGUCUUCUAGCUGGGGUGUGUUGAGUCGCGUCGAUCAAAUCUCUCCUUCCGUCACAUUGGAUAUGCUCUCGUCGAUAAGUAACAAAAAAAACCGCCAAUAUGACAAAUUGGUGUGACUGAUAACGGCGAGAAGACGAAACUAUAAAAAGCACGUUUAUUGCUCGUUCAGGAGAACACAACGCACAGUUUGCGUCCAGCUCGACUAGCUUGCGCCCCAGUUGAGAGAGGUUAGGAUCGAUAGAAUAAAAAGGCUUUUUGUUUAUACUUUGAUUGAAACAACAAUAUUGUAAUCGUGUAAUCGUGUUGCGUAGUUAAUUUUUUUUAGUUUUCUUUGGGCUGUUGAUUGACUUAUUCAAAUUACGGCAUAACUACUCCUUGUUUAAUUCCCUUUCGUUUUUGUUGACCUGUUCAUUUACUGUAUUUCUAAAAUAAUGGGAAUGUUGCAAAGUAUUUAUCUAGUUGUGUCUUUCUUAUCGGAAUGAAGAUGUAUCGCUCUAUCUUACAGCCAGUCACUUAAUCGUUGAUCUACGAGUAUACUAACAAAUAAGUAAUAAUCUUUGCAACUCGUGAAUAUUUAGUUUCAAGUGGGAGAGUCACUUUUGUCACCAAUACGCUCUUAUUUUCUUUCUCUUUUCUUGAAAAAAAACAUGGACAAACAUCUUCGUGACGAACCGAUUAUACCGAAACACUCCAUUCGAACACGGAACUAAAACUCAAACAAUCGCAUGAAUUCUGAACGCAACGAACAACCCUAAAUUGCACCGAAAAAAUAAUUUGUUGAAAUGAAACCAAAUGUAAAAUUCCAUCUCAUUUACCAUCAAACGUGCACUUACUCCCAAACACAUACACUGAAAAAAACUGGGACGAAAACAACCGUUUUUUCGCGGACCGGGCGGUACAGGCGACCAUGUUGAAAAAAAUGAAGGGCAAGAUGAAGCGACGCAACACCGAACCGACCAUGCAGGUGAUGGGGUCAUCGGGAAUACAGAUGACACUGGCCGCUCCUCAGGAGCCGGAAGAGGUCGACUCGAAUAAUACUG